AUGAGGCCAGGCUUUUUAAUGCAGUAAUUAAAGUAUCUUAUGUUAAGAUAUAAAUUGUAGCUGAGCUGUUUGUAAAGCAAGACUGUGAUAAUUUUGUUAGUUUCGUUAGGAAUUAUUAAAGAACUUGAUUUAUGGUAGCUUAAAAAGUUAAAUCAAGUUCCUUUUGGAUAGAACAUGCUCUAAAGUCCCAAAACAAAUGCCAUUAAUAAAUAAAGAGCAAAAUGCAUGACUUCAAAUGGAGGAUAUUGCAAAUAAAAUUUAAAUUUGAAAGAAUAAAUUUGGAUAUUCCUGGUGAGAUUGAUGAAAACAAUAUAACUAGUUGAUCUGUGUAUGCAAUUACCAGGGUUAAUAAUCCUUAUUGGUUUGAAUGAGAAUUUUUAGCAGAUUGCAUGA
Molecule: messenger RNA, 393 nt
Organism: Paramecium octaurelia
Lineage: Eukaryota; Ciliophora; Oligohymenophorea; Peniculida; Parameciidae
Source: the annotation of a GenBank genome assembly